AUGCGGAUAUUGCAGGGCAUUAUAUACCUACAACUCUGCCGUCCUCCUGCUAAUUAUCUUGAGAUUCUUCCUCUUAAUCUUUUUUUCGCAAUCGUGCCCGACCCCUUCUCUGCUCUCGAUUCUCCGCAGGAACGCUCCAUCUCCACCUCGAGUCAGACUGCUGAGCUCAACGAAAAGAAUGCUUCCACAUCCACAUCCACCACCACCCCUGGGCCCAUUCCAGACUGGUCCAUGGAGAAGCUUCGACAGCGAGGAAGCGCGCCCAAGAAUCAAGCCCAGCAGCAGCGGACGCGCAAUGAGACAGUUGCCUGGGCCGCAAGAAGUAUGUCUCGCGAGACGGUCACGGCUGAGGACACCAGCUUGAAUUUGUUCGGGGUUAGCUUAGACGGGUCGCAACUCGCGCUCCAGCUGAGCCCGGACCACCGGGUGUUAUUCAAAUAG
Molecule: messenger RNA, 441 nt
Organism: Aspergillus melleus
Lineage: Eukaryota; Fungi; Ascomycota; Eurotiomycetes; Eurotiales; Aspergillaceae
Exons: 1
Coding region: 1-441 (146 amino acids)
Source: RefSeq, a predicted model, not a curated record